CAAGUCAUUACUGUUGACGAACUCCGAUCAUUCCCAGAACUCGGAAAUACACACAUGCAAUACACUAUCACACCUUCAAACCCAAAACCAGUUUGUUCAACACCUUCCGCCGGGCGAAGCUGACUUCAAGUGUUUGGGAGAGCUUCCCAAGACAGCAAGUUCAAAAGCCGGCAAGAAGCGCCUGGAAACAAACCACUAUUGAGGCCGGGAAUAGCCACUUUCUGGUGGUUGGUAGCCAGUGAAUGACCUCUGGCCAGAUUCUUACCUGCACACUCAAGUCGGCUUGGGAUUGCCAGUUUUAGAACAGCCUUCAGACCAACCACAUAUCUCUCCGAGGUUUGGAGCAACGAGUAUCGAUUUGAGGUUCUUGGAAUCAAGACCUUAGCCAUGAGAGGCUGUACCAAAUACCUGAUAGGGGCCUUGGCCAUUUGGGCCUGCCUCACCACCAACAUCCAAUGCCAAGAUGAUGACUUGACAUUGACCACAACCAUUGCUUCGCCCACAACCACUGAUUCAGAUGUCACCACAGUGAUACCUGAGGUUAAAAACGCAUCUGAUCCUUCAGAGGAAGUUGAAGCUGACGAGGCGUCUUCAGAGGAAGUUCAAGAUGAUGACGGGUCUUCUUCAGAGGAGGUAGAGGCCACUUCUUCCAUUCCAAGUGAUGGGGAAGAGGGUAGUUCCUCAUCGGAGGAGAGUAAAACUUACGAGGAAAGCGUUGACGAGUUCCCCAAUGCCUCGGAGUCUUCAAACGAGGAAGAUGAGAAUUCCGAAUCGAACAAUGAAGAGCUCAUUGAAAUGGUUCCUGAAGGCGAAGGGGACAAGAAAGAGGGCAAGGAAGAGAUAUGUCUUCAUGAGCUUAGUGGAACCUCCGGUCAAUUCAUCACUCCAAAUUUCCCCGAGGACUAUCCCAAAAAAACUAAUUGUAGUUGGGUCAUCAAGGUUGAUGAAGGACAAAAGGUUUUGCUGACCUUUCAUUUGUUCAAUGUGGAGCAUAAUGGAUACUGCAUCUGGGAUUGGGUCAAAAUCUACGACACCAAUGGCACCAUCAUUCGACACAUUUGUGGCUAUCUCCAACAAGACUUGGUUCUCAAUUCCACUGGCCACAACAUGACAGUCCAAUUUUAUUCGGACGAGGCCGUGACCAGCGCUGGAUUCUUGGCUUCUUGGAAAGCCAUCCCGGAGGCUGAAGAGAUUGCUGAACUGAAACCCAAUCUUAAGAAGGGUUAUCUAUUGAGUUUCCCUCAGAGCUUUACCACAUCCAAGGAAAAUCUGGAAGAAAACGUUUGCCUACAAAUGUUCAAUGUGGAAGCCAGUGGAUCAGUUCAAGUUGGUUUGUAUAACCCGAAAAAUAUCAUUGGUGGUGAGCCAAGUGCCAGUGGAGAGUUCCAACACACCGCUGAGGAAAACCACGUGGUGAAAUGCUUGAAAUUAAGCUUGCCCGCCGAUUACGCGAAAGGAUCGUCCGUUCUUAAGAUUAAUGGAUCUUUUGAAGAUGAUUACAGAUUCGUUUCGUACAAAUCAGUCAGAGCUCUUAACCUGGACCCGAUGUUCCUCGUUCAAACUGACAAGUCAGACUACCGUCCCAAACAGAAAGUGUUUUUCAGGAUCCUGGCUUUGAACUACGAGCUGAAGCCUUCAAAGGUUGACCAAAUCCCUGAGAUUUGGAUCACGGACCCUUCUAAUGCCCGUCUUGCUCAGUGGAAAAAUACUGAUCUGCAAAAUGGUCUGGCCCAACUGGACAUGGAACUGUCAGAGGAGCCUCUUUUGGGAACAUGGACGAUUCACGUCAAGUUCGACGAAGGUCAAGAUCCCAAGAAAUCGACUUUCCUGGUGUCCGAAAAUGUCCUCCCCAAGUUCGAGGUCAAGAUCACCCCACCAAGCAUGCUGAUCCGUGACUCAGAAUUCCACAAUUUCACCGUUUGCGCCAAGUAUACUCAUGGUGAGAGUGUCAAAGGUCUUUUGAAUGUCACCUUUUUCUCAGAGUUUAAGGCUGGAAACUAUUGGCGAGCCCCAACUUUGAAGCAGCAAUAUGUCAAAGUGGUUGAGAAUGUGGAUGAGGACGGUUGCGGUAAAGUUGCUUUGAACACCACUGAAGUAAUUGAAAUGACUAACAAAACCACCAAAAUUGAGGCAUUGGCCUCCUUCACCGAGGCUGUUACUGGAGUUCAACUCAACGCUUCAUGGGAAGGCGAUGUUGAAUUCACGCCUUUCUCCAUUGACUUUGGAGGCAGUGCUGAAGAGCACAUCAUUGGACAGUUUCCGUACGUGGCUGAGGUGUCCGUUCUUCAACACGACCAGACUCCUUUGGAAGACAUUGAACUCGAGGUCUGUGUUAAACUUUACACUAGCUUGGAUAAGCUCAGAGACUACGUCAAUACCAAUAGCUACAAGUUCUAUAGCUAUUCCGAGGAUCAAUACUACGCACUGUCGCAAAAGUUAGCCGAAAUCAAGUAUGAUGAGGCUUGCUCUAACCAUACUACAGAUUCACAAGGGAAAGUUAAGUUUUCUGUCCCCUUGUACGACCUUCCUACUAAUGUCACCAAAUUGGGCGUGCAUGCAGUGGCGAUCAACCAUCCCAAAAACUAUACCACUGGCAUCUAUCAACCUACCAAAAAGUUGGAAGUGAGCCUGACCCAUUCAAAUACUAGCAACGCUUUAACUAUCUACGAAGAGAACAUCACACCAAAACUUUCCUGCGGCAAGAAUGAAAUCAAGGUGUACUUCUCGGCCACUCCCAAUUCUAACGUUGAACUGAACUACUAUGUCAGUAGCGGUGGAGCACUCUUGUUUCAAGGCUCCGAAGACCUGACCACGAGCGAAGAAAACCUUGAGGCCGAGUUCAUUGGAGAGGCUCAGACCAUCAGCUUUGACACACCUAUGCCUGAAAGAAGCACGGUUCUAAAUCGCCAAGUGGUGACAAUUCAAAGGCCGUUCAAAGACGAAGGACUGGUGACUGACAAGAUCAAGGUUCUGAUAUUUACCAGAGAUCAAGAGGGAAACAUUCUGACAACCACCAAGGAAAUGGAAGCCGAGUCUUGUGCCGAUCAACCUGGUUUGGAUUGGAAUGCUGAGAAAUUGAGACCUGGGGAUGCUGCUGAAUUGAAAAUCACUGGAAAACCCGAAGCCUUCUGUGGUUACAGUGUGGUUGAUAAAUCGGUGGAUUUGGUUCCCAAUGACAAUAGCAUUACGCAGCCCAAAAUUCAAAGUUUGAGAGAGAAGAUCUCAAAGAGGCGUGUCGUCAAUGACAAGGUCUUGGGCGAAGGCUGCGAAAAUGGGGCGUUACUCUUCAAGGCCUUUGAAAGAUUGGGCUUGUUUAUUUUGUCCGACCAACUGCUGAUUGAUACAUCUUGCGAUACCCUUAAUGACGUCACUAAUCAAAAAGGCAAAGAAGAUGGCGGUUAUCCUCGGCCUAUUCCCAUCACUGAUGACGGAUUCUUCCAAAACAACUUUGAGGCUGACCGAUUUGUGCAAAAAGAGAUGCCUGUUCAAGAAUUGCAGUUUGCUGUGGGCGGCGCACCUCAACAAGCUGCAUUUGCCGCAUCUGCUGACGUUGCUGAUCAGGCUCAAUCACUUCCAGAAGUGAAAGAGAACGCCUUGGAGUUGCGAGACUAUUUCCCAGAAACCUGGCUUUUUGACAUGAUCAGCUUGGAUACUGAGGGCAAUGGCAAGAUCGAAAUGAACGCACCCCACACCAUCACUGAAUGGGUUGCGGAAGUCAUUUGCAUGGAUCCAACCUCAGGAUUGGGCAUUUCCAACAAAUCUUCUGUUCUUGUAACGCAAGAUUUCUUUGCUGACAUCUACAUGCCUUUUUCCGUGAAACGGGGAGAAAUAUUCCCAGUCAAUGUAUCGGUUUUCAACACCGUGGAGAGACAACUUCCCAUGAAGUUAACCAUCCAAGAAUCCGAGGAUUUCAAGACUGACACUUCUACCUCUGAUGUUUGUCUUGAUGCCAAGGAUAACUCAAUCAAGACCUUCAAUAUUGAGGCCAAGGAGCUGAACGAGGUUAACAUCACUGUUGAAGCCUUAAUCACAGCGCAACCAGAUGGAUCUUGUGGCGAUGCUGGAGAUGCUGAAGGGUUCACUGAUACUCUCGUGAAGCCCAUCCUGGUUAAGCCAGAGGGUUUUCCAGUUGAAAAAGUUCAGUCUGUGUUUGAAUGCAAGGACAAUGCUGAUGAGAGCACUCAGGUUCAGCUUGAAGAGCUAACCUUGCCUGAAGAUUUGGUUGAAGGCUCCGAGCGAGCUUGGUUCAUGGUCACAGGAGAUAUUAUGGCACCCGCUCUUGCUAAUUUGGACAGUCUGGUUCAAUUACCAACCGGCUGUGGAGAACAAACCAUGAUUGGAAUGGCUCCUAAUGUCUACCUUAUGGAAUACAUGCAAGGUAGUGGAAAACUGGAUCCCAAAUUAGAAGUUCGUGCUAAGCGAAAUAUCAAGACCGGAUUUGAAAGGGAACAGGAAUUCCGUCACGAAGAUGGGUCUUAUUCUGUCUGGGGUCCCAAAGAUGGCGCUGAGGGCUCUAUCUGGCUAACCUCUUUUGUGACCAAAGUAUUUUCUCAGGCUACCAAGUUUGUGGAUCUUGAUCAGCAAAAUAUUGGUGUCACUUUGAGAUGGAUCAUGUCGAAACAGAACAAAGAUGGUAGCUUUGCAAAGAGCGGCUAUGUCAUUCAUCAAGAGUUGGCAGGAUCAGAUCAAUCACUCACGGCCUCAGUUUUCAUUACCAUCUUAGAGGCUUACAAAAACAAAGUGGACCAAAUAAACCAAAUGUCCAAUGAUGCUGUUGGAAAGACGCUCUCUUUCCUACAGAGUAACCUUACAGCUGAUAGCGACAUCUACUCUAAGUCUCUGACCACUUACGCAUUCACUCUGUUCAACGAGGUCCGGAAUCAGAUCAAUGAAAUGGCUGAAGAGGCUCCUAAGGCUGAAGAGGCUCCUCAGGCCGCCGAGUUCCUCAAUCAACUGAUUGACGCAGCCAACACUUCAAUUCCCGGCCAACUCUUCUGGUCUCCAGAAAAGGACAAUAAGGCUCUGGCCGUCGAAAUGACUGCUUACAAUAUCCUCAGUUUGACCAUGCAGGGGAAAGUGCCUGAAGCCCUUAAAGCCAUCCGCUGGUUGGCCACCCAAAGAAACUCGCGAGGAGGAUUUGUUUCCACUCAAGACACAAUCGUGGCUCUCCAAGCAAUGUCGUAUUACUCACUCAAGGUCAAGAGCGAAGAGGCCAAUCUGAAUCUAGCCUUGAAGGAGAAUGAAGUGGCCCAUGACCUCACUCUGACCUCCGAUAACUUGCUACUGCUUCAAAAGCAAAAACUCACCACCCUCCCCAGUCAGAUUUCCGCCGAGAUCAACGGUCAAGGCUGCUUCAUGGUUCAAACCGUGUUGAGAUACAAUGUGAAGGAGUCGCCUGAAAAGAAUUCUUUCACGCUUACGGCCAAUCUUGAAGAUGGAAAGGAUCUCAAAGUUUGCGCAUCUUACACCGGCACCAAAGAAAAGACCAACAUGGCCGUCAUCGAGAUCGAAUUGUUGUCUGGAUUCUCGGCCUAUGAAUCCAGUAUUGAGGCCUUGAUCAACGAAGUCGAAGCUCCGGUAAAGAGAUACGAAUACGACGGGGAGAAGGGACACAUUGUCUUGUAUUUUGACGAAAUUCCAAAGACGGAAACUUGCUGGAAGAUCGAGCUGAAAGAGGUGACCAAAAUUGAAGAACUCAAAGCUGCUUUGGUUAAGGUAUAUGACUACUACAAUCAAGAAGACAAGGUGUCCGUGGAAUACAAUCUCCCACGUGCCGAAGUAUAAUUCAGAAAAGGAUCAUAUAAGCUAUCUCACAUACUCGAUAUUUUAACACGCAUUAUGAAAUUCCAUUUAUUUUCAAGAUAAAUAUACGUAAGUUUUAGUUUGAAAA
Messenger RNA from Tigriopus californicus, 5890 nucleotides. RefSeq names its product alpha-2-macroglobulin-like protein 1. The record is from RefSeq and is a predicted model, not a curated record. The coding region runs from base 388 to 5784 and encodes 1798 amino acids. NCBI's taxonomy places the organism in Eukaryota, Metazoa, Arthropoda, Copepoda, Harpacticoida, Harpacticidae. Gene Ontology annotation, molecular function: endopeptidase inhibitor activity. Gene Ontology annotation, cellular component: extracellular region. The transcript has 5 exons.